Molecule: messenger RNA, 2398 nt
Organism: Pimephales promelas (fathead minnow)
Lineage: Eukaryota; Metazoa; Chordata; Actinopteri; Cypriniformes; Leuciscidae
Product: butyrophilin subfamily 1 member A1-like
Biological process (GO): T cell receptor signaling pathway; regulation of cytokine production
Cellular component (GO): external side of plasma membrane
Molecular function (GO): signaling receptor binding
Source: RefSeq, a predicted model, not a curated record
UGUGUGUGUGUGUGUGUGUGCGCGCACCUUUAAAUGUGAGUGUUUGGAUGUGUGAGUGUUCUGGUUUGUCUGGUUUUUCUCUAAAGGAAGUGAUAGCAAGCCUUUCAAAGAUUGAGUUCAAAGACAGCAGAAAGGCGAAUUAGGGAUGAAGUUGGUUGGAGUGGCUCUGAUUUUUUGUGCACUUACAGAUUUAACAUCAGAGCUGUAUAAUGUUGUGGGGCCUGCAGCGCCUCUCUUCACUGUUGUUGGUGAAGAUGUAAUUCUGCCCUGUUAUAUCAAACCAAACACCAGUGCUGUGGACAUGAAAGUGGAAUGGUUUAGACUCGACAAAGAUGAAAUAGUGCAUCUCUAUGUAAAUCGUGAAAGCAGAAUCACGGAGCACAGUGAGUCCUACAGAGGGAGAACAGCACUGUUCCAAGAUCUACUACAGAAUGGAAAUGCAUCGCUCAAACUAUCAACAGUCCAAGUCUCUGAUGAAGGAGCUUACAAGUGUUUUAUUGAGUCCAACUCCUGGUAUGAUGAUAUCACUGUUAAUGUUAAUGUCGGAGCUAUAGGAACUCAUCCACUGAUCAUUAUAGAGGACUUUGAUCAUUCAGGAGGGCUUCGUCUUCUGUGUGCAUGUGAAGGCUGGAACCCUGAACUGGACAGUGAAGGAAAUGUUUUGAUUUCUGAGAAAGAAGUGCAUGCAGAUGCAAAAGGCUUCAGCGUGAAACAAAGGAUCACUGUGCAUAACAGUGAGACCAAGUAUCACUGCAGAGUCAAACUGAAACAUCAUAUGCUGCAAACGGACAUCAUUGUCUCAAGUAAAAUGUUUCAAGUUUGGAGAACAUCAGUCAUUUGGAUUUCAAUUACAGUUGUGUUCGGCAUCAUUACUACAGUUGCAAUUGCUACUUUUGUUUACAUAAAAAGAGUUCGCUAUUUGAGGAGGAUUCGAAAAGAGAUCGCAAAGAGAAGAAAAUAUGCCGUGGAUGUGACUCUGGAUCCAGACACAGCUCAUAAAUCUCUCAUCUUGUCUGAUGAUGGCAAACAAGUGCGACGUGGAGAAAAAAAACAGAACGUCCCAGACAACCCUGCAAGGUUUAAUAAAUGUGGUAAUGUCCUGGGAAAGCAGGGAUUCUCUUCUGGAAGGUUUUAUUUUGACGUGCAGGUGAAGGGAAAAACUGAUUGGGAUUUAGGAGUUGCCAAAGAAUCCAUUAACAGAAAGGAUAAGAUCACACUGAGUCCUCAGAAUGGAUACUGGACAGUGCGAUUGAGAAAUGGGAACCAGUAUAGUGCCUGUGCUGGAACCUCUGUCUCUCUAUCCCUGAAAGUGAAGCCCCAGAAGGUGGGUGUGUUUGUGGAUUAUGAGGAGGGUCUGGUCUCCUUUUAUGAUGUGGAGUCCAGUUCUCAUAUCUACUCUUUCACUGAUCAGUGGUUCACUGAGGUACUCUAUCCAUUCUUAAACCCAUGUACAAACAUUAAAAGCACAUACUCAGCCCCAAUGAUCAUCUCACCUGUCAAUUUCAACAAAUAAAUGAACUCACUAAUAAGUAAAUAUGAAUUAAAAACAGUUGUGUUAAUUAUAGAUUGUAUUAAAUAUGCUUCCUAUUCAAUUUGUCAACUUUCUUUACAUUUAUCUAAAGCAACUUCAAGGUAAUGGGAAUCAACCCCAUAACCUUAAUUUUGAUAGCACCAUUACAAAGAAUAGAUAAAUACGUUCAUAAUCUUGUGAUGUAGUGUGUAUAGAAACAUUUUGAGAACAAAAAAUGUAUUACAUUUUAUUUGCAGCAGUGGCCAAUUUUGACAUUGAGAAUUUGUUUUACUCUUAUAAAAAGGUUCCGAAAGGUUUUCGCAGUGAUGCUUUUAAAGGGUAAUUCCACCGGUGGAGACAUGAAUAUGUAUUGAAAGUGGGUCAUAUGUGGAGUAGAAUAGUAUCAUAAAUUUCUAAUUUGGGUCCUUCUUGGCUGAAAAAAGGCAGAAAAUGACUUUUUAGUGCUGGUGGAUUGUAGACAAUAAUCCCCAUAGUGCAUUGCACUGCUCUGCUCCGCAGGCCACUCCCACUACUCUGCCCAUCAAUGUAGACUAGAGUUGAGCUCCACUCUAUGCUACCGCCUGAAAAUCAUUUCGCACAAUGAAAUCAGAUAAUGCGCACUAAUAUAAUAUGAUGACAUAAGAGCGACAUAUGACAGAUCAGACUGUGCUCCAAACCGUAUAGUGUGCGCACAAGGGAGAGAGCGAGAGAGUUUGCGUGUGUGCGUCUCAUGACACAGAGACUCAAAUUUUCGUUCUUAUUCGGUCUGGUUAUUACCGUUUACGUCGGAACCGGUUCCCAAUUGGCACCGCGUUUCGGUACCCAACCUUAUCCAUAAUGCGUCCGUCUGCGUAUUCAGUACCUUUGUCCAUAUUUUCAAAAAGUUUC